AUUUCGAAGGUUGCAAAGAAGCCUUUCCCACCUCGAGUCAGCGCGUACCUUAGAUCACAUAAUCUCGUGCUUAGCGACCCAAUAUUUGCCUGACUACAAUAGCGUUGACAAAUUUGGAAUUUGGAGUAGUCAUCCUCUCGGGCCCGCCACCGAGGAUUUCACACUGGAAAACGGUCUUUUUUCGCUGUAUUUAGGACGGUUGCGAUAUCAGGUAUACUUGAAUUGUUUGUUACUACCCAGAAAUUGAACUUCUUGACGUUUUACCGGAUUCCGUCGCAAAAAUCCUUUAGUCCAGCACAGACUUCGUGUUCAUUCAGUCUCCAAGCCUCCCGAAUUACCGCGCAGACUACAUCUAGUAAGGUGAACAUCUUCACAUUGUGGCCUCAACAGUAUCAUUCUGCCUAGUCAUACUCUAUGGAGACUUCUCAAAUUUCAUUAUUCAUUUAGAGGCUGGAAAUUGCCUGUCAGGCGUUACUGAGGGAAAUAUGGAUGGAAUUGCCCGCGAAUUUCACCAGAGCUGGGAAUAUAUUGUAUCUGAGGAUGGAGCGUGGCUUUACAAAUGUCCAAGCUGUGAAAAGGAAUUCUCAGAAUUGUCUUCGCUGUUCCAACAUGUUGAGGAUAUCCUAGUGGUCUCCUUUCUCAGUCGUGGACACGGUUGUUUGGCUAAGCUAGAACGAUUUGUGUCUCGUAGCCUAGAAUAGGUAAAGAUAUUUUCUUCUUUUUGAGCAUUUGUGAUCA
Molecule: messenger RNA, 738 nt
Organism: Aspergillus uvarum CBS 121591
Lineage: Eukaryota; Fungi; Ascomycota; Eurotiomycetes; Eurotiales; Aspergillaceae
Product: putative C2H2 finger domain protein
Exons: 1
Coding region: 486-701 (71 amino acids)
Source: RefSeq, a predicted model, not a curated record